This is a messenger RNA of Camelina sativa (false flax), 817 nucleotides long. The record is from RefSeq and is a predicted model, not a curated record. Lineage: Eukaryota; Viridiplantae; Streptophyta; Magnoliopsida; Brassicales; Brassicaceae.
AAUAAAAAAAAUAAGUGGGAAGAGAUUAGAAUUGACGACGAUGGAAAAAAUUCUCGAGUAUUUGCAACUGAGCGAUGAGGAGGUAGAAGAAGACGGCGGUGAGGCACAGCGGCUGCUGGAAGAAGAGUUUUCACGGAAAGGAAAAAGCUUCUACGAGGUUUUUAGUCUCAGAGGAAUCCGAGUCAACCGGGUCGACCCGGGUUUCAUUUCCUGCUCUUUCAAGGUCCCUCUUCGUUUGACGGGUCGAGACGGGAAUCUAGCUAAUGGUGCGAUUGCAAAUCUUGUGGAUGAAGUUGGUGGAGCGCUUGUACAAGUCGUAAGCUUACCUUUGUGUGUUUCUGUGGACAUGUCUAUUGCAUUCCUUUCUAAAGCUAAGCUCGGUGAGGAGUUGGAGAUAACGUCGAGAUUGUUAGGCGAGAGAGGAGGUUAUAAAGGAACACUUGUUGUAGUGAGAAACCAGAGGACGGGAGAGGUUAUAGCAGAAGGUCGACAUUCUCUCUUUGGCAGACAAGCUAGUAAGCUCUGAGGUCGAAUCUUUCUUUUGACAUUCUUUGUUUGGCACCUUCAAGUGUUUCGCUGUUAUGUGUUUAUGUCUGUUUUCAAUGAUAGGGUUAUGGUUAGCUAAAUUUGAUUAGGGAUCUGUUAGGAUGUCUUUUUCUUCUUUCUGGUUGUGUAAACUUAAUCAUUUGUAGGGAUAGCUUAUAAAUAUAAUACCGAACCACCAUUCACAGUCAGUAAACUUGAUAGUUAUGGUGAUGAAAAUUGUAAUCUGUCUCAUCAAUCCAUUUACAUUCGGUAAACUUGAUACUUAUGGAUC